This is a messenger RNA of Lentinula edodes (shiitake mushroom), 411 nucleotides long. RefSeq names its product P-loop containing nucleoside triphosphate hydrolase protein. The record is from RefSeq and is a predicted model, not a curated record. Gene Ontology annotation, cellular component: phagocytic vesicle; vacuole; fungal-type vacuole membrane. Gene Ontology annotation, biological process: regulation of vacuole fusion, non-autophagic. The transcript is spliced from 2 exons. Gene Ontology annotation, molecular function: GTPase activity; GTP binding. The annotation marks the transcript as partial. NCBI's taxonomy places the organism in Eukaryota, Fungi, Basidiomycota, Agaricomycetes, Agaricales, Omphalotaceae.
AUGGCGAUCCCGCAACGUACCAUAAAACUCGUUGUCAUCGGCGCUGCUGGAGUGGGUAAAACCAGUAUACGAGGACAAUAUAUCUCUCAAAGGUUUUCGACCGGAUACCGAGCAACAAUUGGCGCGGAUUUCAUUACUAAGGUCGUCCAAGUCGAUGAACGCGAAGGUUCAGAAGAGACGGAGAGGGUUACGCUGCAAAUUUGGGAUACCGCGGGCCAAGAACGUUUCUCCUCGCUUUCUUCUGCCUUUUUUCGUGGUGCAGACGCCGCAGUGCUGGUAUUCGACGUCAAUGCGCCCGAGACGCUCCGGGCUUUGGUGAAGUGGUGGGAAGAGUUUAAAGUUCACGCGCCAUUGGAGGACGACGAGUUGGGGAGUUUUUGCUGCGUGGUAGUUGGAAAUAAGGUCGAUCUG